Molecule: messenger RNA, 3152 nt
Organism: Chara braunii
Lineage: Eukaryota; Viridiplantae; Streptophyta; Charophyceae; Charales; Characeae
Source: the annotation of a GenBank genome assembly
UUUACAUUCCCUUCGGUUCCCCGAACCGUCGUCUUCUCGUGUCGAAGCUCCGCACCUUCGUCAUGUCGCAGGACCGCGGCAAGGGUCCGGCGUUGGCGGACCUUUCCACGGGGCCCAGGCAAGGUCAUAACACGAAGGCGUUCGAGUCGCCUUUCAAGGUUGAUGCGAAGGUCGACGGGAAGAGAGACGAUCCGGUGUGGCAUUUCGUCGCGAGAGGUCGUUAUUUGGAUGGUUCCACGGCGGCGGGUAGGAAGCUUGGUCGUCGCUGCCUGUGCAAGUUGUGCGGUCGUUCUAUUUGCGGGGGCGCCAAAUCAGCCAGGGAACACUUCUCGAAGAGCGAGAAGUUCCGAUGCGAGGUGGCCACUCCUGCGGUGUGGUAUGCCAUCUGGGCGAAGGAUAUGACCAAAUGUCUGAAGGAGUUCGCUUCGGCCAUCGAGUCGUUGCAGAGCUUAGAGGCAGGUCAUCCAAGGUUCCAGUGGCCACCGUUGCGAUACCCCGAGGACUCGGUCCCGGCUCCCGUUUCCACGGCCGCCCCCUCUGGUGUGGCGCCAUUACCUGGUAUUGCGGCUCCAACUGAUGGGGUCACAGUUCCGCUGCCGACGACGACCAGAUCCUACGCACGUGUCUGCAGAUGCUGGACAUCCUGCUCCCCUUCCCGAGUCGGAGGACAGGCGGUGCCCGGGGUGCCUGCUGAGGAGGUCCCCCUUCCGGUGGCCGAUUCGGCGCCGACCCCGAUUCGGACAACGACUAGCGCUGCUCGGCGUGCUCUGCCUGCUCCGCCUGUGCUCAGCGGAUUAUUAGAUCCUUUGUACCGCAUGCACGACAUUGCAGUCGCCCAGAGUGCGGCACCUGCGAGUCCUGGUGGGUUGUUGGAUGCCGGGGUCCUCGGUGGCCGAACCACGACGGGACUCGUCCGGGGGACUUAUCGCCAGCAGGCCGUGACGUCGUAUUAUUCAGACUCUUUGGAGCGCGCAUGGCAUUUGCAGAUCAUGAGGUUCAUCGUCAAGAGCAGGAUGACGUUCAACUGCGCGAAGCUCGAAAGCUUCAAGCGCAUGUUCACGAUGAUCAUCCCGUCGGGGAUUCCCGAGCCGCCCACGCCUAAACUUCCCACGUACCACAUGCUGCGCACGACCCUCUUGGACGAGCUGGAUGCCGAUGUCCUGAAGUGUGUUCUCCCUAUUCUUGACACAGGAAGUGAUGGACCCGAUGGUGGAGGGAGUGGGUGUGGGGGCGACAGGGCUAAGGAGUGUGUGGACGGCGAUGUUGGUCACGGUGGUCGCACCAUGACUCGCAUGCCUGCCAUCGUUUUGAAGAGGUUGAGACAAGGGGGCAGACGGGAUGACAACAUUGCUUCUCGUGUGCGUAGACGUCGUGUGACUUGUGUCCAUGUCGCGACCCGAACGGAGGCACAUGUCAUGCAGCAGGACCCGGUCGUCGUGUCGGAGGAUGACAUGGGUGAUCAUCCCACGUCGUUGGCACGGGAGGAGAGUGGAGUGGUGUUCACUUGUCCCCGGUCGCCGGAGCCCACUGUCGACACCGCGGAGGAGACGGAGUUCCAUCACAUGCCUUCCACUGAUGUUGUCACGGGCGCGCACGGGGCGCCUAGGGCGGAGGUCCCCCCCGCAGGCGUGGGUAUGGAGGACGGGGAGGCAACACCCCCUCCCACGACAGACGCUGGUCUAGAGAACGGAGAGGUCGCACCUACUCCCGCUUGUGCCCAUGAUGGCCUCAGGUCUGUACGCUACAGUAGAGAGGAUGUGGUGCGUGCCCUGGCGAGCGCCGGUUACUCCACAGAGGAUAUCCACCGCACAUUGGCGGGAUACCCAGGCACGCUUCAGCAGAGCGCCGGCCUCCAUUGCCCUCCCGACAGUCUUCCGCGCACUGAUGAGUUACUGACCAUGGACCCAGAUUUGGCAGGUCUGCCCGAAAUAUCGCUUUUGAUAUCUCCCAGUUUGCCAGAUGUGGCACCACCAAAGGCUACUCAACUGGAUGAGACACAUCAUGACACAGAAUCCGACGCGGUCGGCGCCGACACGAGACUGCAUCCUUCAGAGGUCCGCAACUCUCCCGCUGGAUUUCAUGUGGGAGGCCCGUGGGCUGUGGAGCAGGGGUUGGCGGGCCGUGCACCGCAGCGCAACGCAGUUCCGGGGGUCGUUCAGUCGGGAGGAGGCGAGGGCACGGGGCAGGAUCCGGCUCAGCCACGGAGCGGAGCUGAUGGUCAGCCCGUCGGCGGGGACAGCGAGCACGGCGGGUCAUCGACCACAGACCCUUAUGCUGGCGGGCCCGUCGGCGCCGUCGCACAUGGUGUCGGGGGCGGGCAUGCAGGUGACCCUCGACCUCAUCUGCCGGGGAUUUGUCCACCACCCCCGCACCCCCCCGCCGUCGACCCCGCCGCCCAUGGCUUGGAUGCGCGCAGUGCAUUGCCGACGAUGUCUUUCUACAACGGCGCGAGCACAGACCGAGGGGCAGGCGAUAUGGGACACACAUCAGCAUGUGGACCGACAGAUGUGCCGGCGGGGACGCGGUUGAUAGGCCACGUCGAUGGCAGUUGUCACGAGUCUAUGAGAGCUUUCGAGGAGCGGCAUGGGAGGCCCAUACAGCCCAAGACAGAGGACGUCCAUGACACCAGGAUGACAACUGCGAGGCUAUCCCAGGCGAGGAAAAAGGGGACAGGUAUGUCGAUUCCGUUUCAUCGGCACCGCCCGCCACCUAUUUUUCGCUACAGAGAUAAGUCCAGACAGAUGUCAGCAGCUGCUGACGGACAGGCGGGGGCAGACGGGGGUGACGACGUGGACAGACCAGGGCGAGGCGAGAAGAGACGAGGCAGCUGGAGCAUCAUCCAUGAUGACAGUUCCAUAGCCGCUGAGGCCGGCGAGACCACAGGGGCCGACGAUCCUAAUGACUCCGAUUACGUGCCGAGGUUCCGAACGACAGAUGGAGAUGACGACGGAGGACGACGCGUGAGGCAGAGGACAGGACUCGGCCCGCAAGAGCAGUGCACGCCAUCGGCCAAUGUGCUGCUUAUUGAUCGAUGGGCGCAAACUCGCUCUAUUGUCAUCUUGUGAUUGGUUGUUGGGAGUUUGUCAGAGAGAGAGGAACACUGUGUGUAUUCUCCGCAUCGGUGCAUGGUUGAUAGUAACUUGAUAGGAUGU